AUGCACCAUAGUGGCCGCAACUUUGUUGUUGAUUUGAAUGCCCACGAUUGUUCAUGCCAUGCUUGGGAUUUGAAUGGAAUACCAUGUUCGCAUGCUUGUGCUGCAAUAAGUUGGUUUCAUGGGAAUCCAGAGGACUUUUGUGAUGCAGUGUACAAGAAAGAGGCUUAUUUGAGAGCCUAUGAACCAAUGAUUAUGCCUAUGACCAGCCAAGAUCAGUGGAUGAAGAUUAAUUUACCUGCAUUACUCCCUCUGAAAUACCACAAGCAGCCUGGUAGGCCUAAGAAGACAAGAAAACAAGCUGUUGAUGAACCUAAACAACCUGCUAAUCCAUAUAAGCUUCCUAGGUAUGGCAUCCCUUUAAAGUGUGGCAAUUGCAGUGGAGAAGGGCAUAAUCGAAUUAGUUGUAAGGAACCUAGAAAUCCCAACAUAAAGCCUACUAGGAAGAGGAAAGUUGCCAAGAAAAACUUGCAGUAA
This is a messenger RNA of Prunus dulcis (almond), 474 nucleotides long. RefSeq lists its product as uncharacterized. The record is from RefSeq and is a predicted model, not a curated record. NCBI's taxonomy places the organism in Eukaryota, Viridiplantae, Streptophyta, Magnoliopsida, Rosales, Rosaceae. Gene Ontology annotation, molecular function: zinc ion binding. The transcript has 2 exons. The coding region runs from base 1 to 474 and encodes 157 amino acids.